AUAAAAUUAAGAUUUUAAAACAUAAUGAGUAAAUAGGACCUUGAAAUCACAGUUGGAUAAAUUAGAAAGGCAAUCCCUCAACAUUUAUUUAAGAAGAACGAGUUACGAUUUUUGGUUUCCGUAGGCUAAGCUGUUAGUUGCACAUUAUUACUAACAUAUUUAGCUUAUAAUUAUAUCCCCUUGACUUGGUUGGCCUUACCAAUUUGGGUGGCAUAUGCCUUUCUAACAGGAACUGUGGCUACAGGAAUAUGGGUUCUUGGUCAUGAAUGUGGACAUUUUGCAUUCUCAGAUAUUAAAUGGUUAAAUGAUGUUUUAGGUUUCAUAUUGCAUGAACCAUUGUUGGUACCAUAUUAUUCAUGGUAACAUUCUCAUGCACUUCAUCAUGCUAAGACAAAUCAUUUAACUGAAGGUGAAACACAUAACCCAGUCAUUCUUGAUUCAAAGAUGGGAAAAAUAUAUUCAAAAAUGAAAGAUAUUUUGGGAGUGGAAUCUUUUGCUUGUGUUUAGAUUUUCAAUAUAGCAGUGUUGGGAUGGCCACUUUAUCUAUUACUUGGUGUCACAGGAGGAUCAGCAAGAGGAUUCACUAGUCAUUUCAUCGUACCCAACAAAUUGUUCCCACCAAAAAUGCUCGCCAAAGUUACUGCUUCAAAUAUUGGAUUGUGUUUAGUUAUUUAUGGACUUUACAAAUGGUAUUAAGCUACCUCAUUUGCUGAGGUGAUGGCUUUGUAUCUUGGUCCUUAUUUGGUUGUAAAUAUGUGGUUGACUAUUAUCACAUUCUUGUAACACACUGAUGCUGAUGUUCCUCAUUAUGAUGAAACCGCCUGGACUUGGUUGAAAGGUGCUUUAUGUACCAUUGAUAGAAAUUACCCUCUAUGGAUUGAUGCCUUACAAUUCGAAAUUGGUACCACUCAUGUUGUUCAUCAUGUCUUUUCCGAAUUGCCUCAUUACAAUGCAAGAGAAGCUAAUGUCUAUGUUAAACAAGUCAUUGGAGAUUUGUACAAUCAAGAUGCCAAAAAAUUGUGGACAUCCCUCUAUAAUUCUGCCAGUCUUGUUGGAGUAGAACACAAAGGAAAUGGGAUCUGGAAAUUCGCUAAGGCUUGAUUAUCAUUUAGUAUAUAUUGAUCAACACAUAUUAACAUCGAAUAUAUUCUUAUA
Molecule: messenger RNA, 1155 nt
Organism: Paramecium tetraurelia
Lineage: Eukaryota; Ciliophora; Oligohymenophorea; Peniculida; Parameciidae
Exons: 5
Biological process (GO): lipid metabolic process
Molecular function (GO): oxidoreductase activity
Source: RefSeq, a predicted model, not a curated record